AUGCUGAAAUCACAAACUAGUAGUAGGAACAAUUCAGCUACUCAAAUAGAUCCCCUCGGGUCAAAUCAACUAGCAUCAUCUCGGCCGAUGGCUCCACCAAACCCAUUUGACAAUAAUCAAGUAUUAAUAUCUUCAAUAUUAUAUAAGAGAUCCCCGACAACAAGACAAUGGAAAAGGAAAUGGGUUGUAUUAAGACAAUGUCAAUUGAGUUAUUAUAAAGAUUCUCGUGAACAUAAAGCUGAUAAAGUAUAUAAUUAUCAUAAUUUAUUAUCAUUUAAUAUUAUACCUGAUAAUAAUCGAUUUCAUUUUGCUAUUUAUACCAAUAAAAAAAUCAUACAUUUUAAAGCAGAUAAUGAAGAUGUGUUUAAUUUUUGGAUAAAUGGGUUGGAAAAGUUUUUCCAAGAGAGGGAUAAUAAUGUUGGGGAGGGUACGGAAGAAGAGGGUGAAGCUGAUGAUGAGAAUGUUGAGGGGGAUGAAGAUGAUCAGGAACUGGAAAACGAAGAGAAUGAAACAGUACGGCAACAACAGCAACAAGAACAACAAGAGAAUGCACAAGUAGAACCCAAUGAGAACAAAGUAGACAAUACUUCCCCAAAUGACACGACUUUUCCUUCUGUUACCACCGCAACAACCAAACCUCAAGAUGGCUUUGCUUCAACUGCAGAAUAUUCUGGAGGAGAAGAUUUCAGUCUUUCAGAAGGAGGAGUCACCCCCGAUGUCCCACUCACACCCAUAAAAGUAAUACGAUCACCCAAGAUUGGAAAAUUACAAAUUCAACCAGAAGAAACUGAAGAAGAUCUAAAAAUCACUUCUCCAACAACACCAAUCCCCAAGGCAACCACGGAGGAUAAUAGUACGACUGUUCGAAAAACUUCUACAGCCUCGAUUCAAUCCAUACCGGAAUACAACAUCGAACAAGGAUAUGUCCAAUUAUUAAAACAUAAUAAAAUCUUCGAACAUCAAUGGAAACGAACUUGGUUAGUCCUAACGAAUAAACGAUUACUCUUUUAUAAAGAUAAAUCCAAACAAGAUGAUAAUAAUGUUCCAUUCAAGGUGUUUAAAGUGAAUGAUAUUCAUGAUGUAAUUGAAUUAGAUCCAUUAAGUAAGACUAAGUUAUGGUGUUUGUUGAUAAUCACCCCAUUGAAGAGGAUUAGAAUUAGUUGUGGGAAUGAAGAUGAUAUGGCGAAGUGGUUUAGUGGGUUGAAAGCUAUUAGUGUGGCAAAUAAACGAAAUUCGUUAGGUUAG
This is a messenger RNA of Hemisphaericaspora subhashii, 1245 nucleotides long. RefSeq lists its product as uncharacterized. Bases 1 to 1245 code for a protein of 414 amino acids. The transcript has a single exon. The record is from RefSeq and is a predicted model, not a curated record. NCBI's taxonomy places the organism in Eukaryota, Fungi, Ascomycota, Pichiomycetes, Serinales, Debaryomycetaceae.